AAUUCAAUAUUCAUAUGAGAUAUUUUAUCACAGUUGCACCAGCUGAAGUUGUGGUUUCAGGACCGAAAGAGGCGAAACCAGGAGAAACAGUCACUAUUACUUGUGCAACAAGUCGCAGUAACCCAGCCGCCGAUAUUAACUGGCUAGUAGAUGGACAGCACGUGGAGGGGGCAAAUACUAUUACAGCUGAUCCUGAGGGUGGGUGGAUAUCUAACUCUAAUAUUACUGUCAUCAUUCAAUCCCAGGAGAGAUUGUCGAAGAUUUUUCAGUGCUUCGCUGCAAACAAAGAUCUAGGAGAAACUAUUGUGGAAUCAUACGUUCUAAGUAUCCUGUAUCCCCCUGAACCCCCAAACAUCCUUGGCUAUUCUGAGGAGAAACCGAUACGAGCCGGAGAGAUGCAGCGGAUAACGUGCGUUUCCAAUGGCGGAAACCCUCUUCCUGCUUUGAAAUGGUUUAGAGGAGAUGAAGAGGUCAACUCAGUCACUACUACCAACGGCAAUGUCGUCAACAGUGAAGUUUCCAUAGUGAUCAGAGAAAGCGACAACGGCGUACAAUACCGUUGUGAGGCUAGCAACUCUGCUUCAGUCAAACCCCUAAUUUCUAAAAUGAAUUUGAAUGUUCACUUUCCACCAUCUAGGGUAACCAUAAAGUUGAAACCAGAAAAGCUGAGAGCUGGUGGUAAGGUGUCUCUUGUUUGUGAAUCAGCCAGUAGUAAUCCGGUUUCCGUUAUCACCUGGUGGCACGAUGGCUUUCUCCUUCAAGGAACACCAGGUAGCGUUUUAAAUGCAACUCAUGGCGGAAAGUCGUCGAGGAAUAUACUACAAUUAAACGUGACAUCAGAUGAUAAUGGGUCCAAAUACACGUGUCAAGCUAUGAAUGAAGCGAUGGAGAUUAGUGUACAUUAUACUGUUACAUUAAAUAUAUCACAUAAGCCAGAGUUUUACAAAAGCCCUAUGGAAAUCUACGAUAUUGUAGAAGGAAAGUCUACGUUUAUUAACUUGACUGCCAGGGGGAACCCUAAUAUCAUCACCUACAGAUGGGCAAAAGUAGGAAAUCCUGUAAUCAAUAUUCAAGAGGACAGAAAGUUAAACUACUUUAAAAAUGUUGGUGUUUCCUCCAAUGGUCCAAUUCUGAAAGUCACCAACGCAGUAAGAACUGAUGGUGGUAAAUAUAAGUGCGAGGCUACCAAUGAAGAAGGAGCAUCAGAAAUAAUUAUCGUCCUGAACGUGCAAUAUCCAUCUUUCAUAACCAAGUUAAGUGAAAUAACAUUGGUCGAUCGUGGUGCCAGUGUUGACAUAGAAUGUGUGGUCGAUGCCAACCCAGUAACUGAUAACAUUAUCUCGUGGCGUCGGAAUCACUACGAAAUGAAUCGAACUAAACAAUCUUUCGAAGAUGGCCGUUCGCUUUUGACGAUUUACGACGUGUCUUGGGAAGAUUCAGGAGUUUUUGAAUGCAUAGCAGAUAAUGGUAUUGGAGAGAAGAACCUGAAAAAAGCCUACCUGGUGGUGAAACACAAACCCAUCAUUGAUCAGUCACCACCUCUAUUAAAAGCUGCCAGUGAAAAAGAUGAAAUCGCCAAGAUUACAUGUCGAGCCAAGGGUGCGCCAAACAUCACUUUUACAUGGUCACGCGAGGGCGCCACUGUUAGUGAUAAUGUCAGACCUGACAAAUAUUAUACUGAAACAUCAGUGCUUGACUUAACUACGUGGGAGAGUGUUCUGUACGUGAAACGUGUCAAAAACCAUGACUACGGGGAGUAUGAAUGUGUGGCCAAAAAUGAGCUAGGAUUCGAUAAUACGAAGAUUAUCCUGGAAUCUAAACGUGGAGUUCCCGACAAUGAAACAGAGCGUGUGACACGGGAAGUAAUGUCUGAGAAAAUAGAGAUUCCUCGCAUAAUAAUAACCUGUGUAUCAGUCGUAGGGACGUUUCUGCUCGUCAUUAACAUUGUGCUUGUUAUAUGUUUCGUUCGGCGAAGACGUAAAAAAGGAUUAGAAGAAG
Limulus polyphemus (Atlantic horseshoe crab) is the source of this 1998-nucleotide messenger RNA. RefSeq names its product synaptogenesis protein syg-2-like. Gene Ontology annotation, cellular component: cell-cell junction. The record is from RefSeq and is a predicted model, not a curated record. Gene Ontology annotation, molecular function: cell adhesion molecule binding. The annotation marks the transcript as partial. The transcript is spliced from 10 exons. NCBI's taxonomy places the organism in Eukaryota, Metazoa, Arthropoda, Merostomata, Xiphosura, Limulidae. Gene Ontology annotation, biological process: cell-cell adhesion.